UUUAUAAAUGUAAACACAAAGGGGAAACAUGUGACGCGUCGUUUUCUCAGGCAAAUCGCUGAAGCGUUCUCGACUUGUACUUUUCCCACUCUCACACACUCAUCACGAAUCUCUCGCUCAUGGCCGAAUCUCGCCGGAGACGAUGAAGAUUUCGAGCAGAGCUGAGCUCCCGACGGUCGUAUUUUCCAAAGCUCUGAGCGUGGUUCCGGACUCAGAUCUCCUCAACAAGAGGAAGCCGUCUCGCCGGAAAGUCAAAAACCCUAGUUUCUCCGGCCACGGCGUCCGCCUGAGGAGGGACGGAGCCCCGUCGGGGAGGAGGAGCCGACCUGAGACCCCUCUGUUGACGUGGAAGUACGAUGACAGAGAGAAGGAUGCGUCCGCAAAGGAGGAGGACGACGACAAGGAAGUGAAGAAGUUACCGGAAUGCCGUCGGAAAAUUCGUCAGAAAGUGAGGAGACGCCCGGAGGUGACUGUCUCGGCGAGGAAGCUUGCAGCCGGGCUCUGGAGGUUGAGGCCGCCGGAGAUUUAUCCCGACGGCGGUGGUAGAGGGAAGAGCGGGGAUCGGUUAGGGUUUCAGUCCAGUCUGAGCAACAUGGGGAUGUUGGCGUAUCAUCACAAUAGUCGAGCAUAUAACUCUGAGGCAAAGGAUCUGAUACGAAGCUCGCAUUCCUUAUCUGGGCCAAAAAAUGGAUUUCUCUAUAAGCUUGAACCGUCACUUCAGAUUCCCAACUCUGCGAUGGAGGGAGCAACAAAGUGGGACCCUGUCUGCUCAAAAUCAACAGAUGAGGUUCCUCGGUUUUAUAGCCACAUUAAGCUUCUUGACCAACAAGUAGGUGCUGUUUCAGUGAUUUCUGCACUUGAAUCAGAACUUGAGCAGGCUCAUGCUCGCAUUCAAGAGCUGGAGACCGAGCGGCGGUUGUCAAAAAAGAAAUUUGAGCACUUUGUAAGGAAACUCAGUGAGGAAAGGGCCUCAUGGCGUAGCAGAGAGCAUGAGAAAAUUCGUGCAGUAAUUGAUGAUGUUAAAGCUGACUUGAGCCGAGAAAGGAAAAAUCGCCAACGGAUUGAAUUGGUUAACUCCAAGUUGGUCAGUGAGCUGGCUGAUGUGAAGUUAUCAGCCAAGCGAUUUGUGCAAGACUAUGAAAAAGAGAGAAAGGCCAGAGAGUUGAUAGAGGAAGUAUGUGAUGAGCUAGCAAAGGAAAUUGGAGAAGACAAAGCAGAAAUCGAAGGAUUAAAGAGGGAAUCAAUGAAGCUCCGGGAGGAGGUGGAAGAGGAGAGGAAGAUGUUGCAGAUGGCUGAGGUAUGGCGGGAAGAACGUGUUCAAAUGAAGCUGGUUGAUGUGAAGGUGGCUGUGGAUGAGAAGUAUACUCAAAUGAACAAACUUGUAGAAGCUCUGAAGAAUUUUCUCAGGUCAAGAAACGCAAGCCCUGACGGCAAGGAAAUGAGAGAAGCAGAGUUACUUUUGCGAGCUGCUGCGUCUGUGAAUGUUAAAGAUAUCAGGGAGUUUGCUUAUGAACCCCCAAAUCCAGAUGACAUUUUUGCUGUUUUUGAAGAUGUUAAUUGCGGUGAACACAAUGAGAGGGAGAUUGAAACAUGUGCUGCGCACAGUCCUGCCAGCCAUGAUUCCAAAAUUCACACAGUGAGUCCUGAAGUUAAUGUGCUUAACAACAACAGCAGUCAGAGGCAUUCAAAGGCCUUUAUGCAUCAAAAUGGUGAUAUUGAAGAAGAAGAAGACGAAGAAGAAGAAGAAGAAGAAGAAGAAGAAGAGAGUGGGUGGGAAACCGUGAGUCAUCCUGAGGAUCGGGGCUCAAGCUACUCACCUGAUGGGAGUGAUCUGUCUGCUAACAAGGUCCGUCGAAUCAGCAAUGUGUCAAGGAGUGGAACAGAAUGGGAAGAAAAUGUUGGUGAGGAAACACCUGUUACUGAAAUCAGUGAAGUUUGCUCAGUACCAACCAGGCAGUUGAAGAAGUCAUCCAUCUCAAGGUUCUGGAAAUCAUGCCCAAAUAAUGGUGACUAUAAGAUAAUUACAGUUGAGGGAGUUAAAGGCAGGCUCUCAAAUGGUAGGAGUUCCAAUGGGAGCAUUGUCUCUCCAGAUCGAGGCUCAGAUAAAGGAGGGCUUAGCCCCUCAGAUUUCAUGGGGCGUUGGAGUUCACCUGACUCGGCAAAUCCUCACGUGAAUCGGGUGAUGAAAGGGUGCAUUGAGUGGCCCCGUAAUAUGCAGAAGAGCAGCCUGAAAUCAAAAUUAUUGGAGGCAAGGAUGGAAAGUCAAAAGAUCCAAUUACGACAAGUUCUUAAACAGAAGAUAUAGACAAGUGGGUUCCUGAUUGCUGCCAGCCUUCUUCGUCCGAAAACCAAAUGGAAAUCAAUAGCACUUCACCAACAAGGAAAGGAAUCCAUGUUCCAUUUGGUUAACUGAACAAGCAAAGGUUGGUGUGAAACAUGUCAAUGAAUGCACGUGAUCCGUCUUCAUGGACUCGCUCAUUUUUCAGCCUUAAAUUACCCUGGUAAGAUCUUCACGCCGCACCUUCCGCAACUUCCCAUGAAUAAUACCAUAUCAUCAAAGAGGGCCUGGUGGUUGCAGCCUGCUUGCUCCAUUAGUUGUAGCAUUUCUUAUGCAAGUGAUGUACAAGAUCAAACUAUAUCCCAUUGUACCAUUUGCCCAAAUUUAAUGACAAAAUCCUGCGCAAGAAAUCUGUUUCUUCUGACCUAAA
Messenger RNA from Malania oleifera, 2708 nucleotides. RefSeq lists its product as uncharacterized. The coding region runs from base 143 to 2305 and encodes 720 amino acids. The transcript is spliced from 3 exons. Lineage: Eukaryota; Viridiplantae; Streptophyta; Magnoliopsida; Santalales; Ximeniaceae. The record is from RefSeq and is a predicted model, not a curated record.